AUGAAAAUGGCAAAGGAUGAGAGCAAAGAUCAGGUGUUUUAUCUAAGCGAAAGCGAGUAUUGGUCAGAUAUCACUGAUGAUUACGUCCAACGAAUAGCUGAUAUGGAUCCAAAUGAAGUCUAUCCUUCAAAUAACCCAGGACCUACAAAACCCGACGGCUCUGUCAAUUUCGAGUGUCACUGUGUUGGUCACCUCGUAGCCAGUCCCUGUGGAUAUGAAUUUAGAGAAGCUAUUACUUGUCAAAAAGCUGCUACAGAAGAAGAGUUAGAGGCAGGAGCAUGUGCGGAUCAAUUAUUGGCAUUCAUGGAAUGUGCGAUGCGGACAAAAUGUUUCAAAAUGGCACCAAAAGACGAUGAAAGUGAGGAAAAAAGUAGUAGUUGA
Necator americanus (New World hookworm) is the source of this 381-nucleotide messenger RNA. RefSeq lists its product as uncharacterized. Lineage: Eukaryota; Metazoa; Nematoda; Chromadorea; Rhabditida; Ancylostomatidae. Gene Ontology annotation, biological process: protein import into mitochondrial intermembrane space. The transcript has 5 exons. Gene Ontology annotation, cellular component: mitochondrial intermembrane space. The record is from RefSeq and is a predicted model, not a curated record. The coding region runs from base 1 to 381 and encodes 126 amino acids. Gene Ontology annotation, molecular function: protein-disulfide reductase activity.